Molecule: messenger RNA, 3475 nt
Organism: Ahaetulla prasina
Lineage: Eukaryota; Metazoa; Chordata; Lepidosauria; Squamata; Colubridae
Gene: MARCO
Product: macrophage receptor with collagenous structure
Exons: 17
Coding region: 53-1507 (484 amino acids)
Cellular component (GO): membrane
Source: RefSeq, a predicted model, not a curated record
AUGUAUUUCCAGGAGAUCCUGAUACUGUACAGUUUACAGUAAAACUUUGAUCAUGAGCAACUUAAAUAGCUUCAUUGAUGAUGAAUUCAAAGACAACAAAACACUCUCGUUGUCAGAUAAGAUGAUCUUUUCUGGAAUCACACCAUUUGAAAUUAGUGAACCAAACAACAAGAAAAAGAGUUGCCGAUGCUGUGUUUGGUCUGUACUCGUAAUAUAUUUGGUUGUUCUCACAGGAGGCAUGGGAUUGCUGUCUUAUAAAGUCUUUACGAUGCACAAAAUUAUAAAUAGCAUGGAAGACGGCAGAACAGCAAAAUCAGUGGAUCAUCUUGCCAAUGCCUCCAUGGAGAAUGAGAUCAUUUUUGGAAUCAAUCCUCAGAGCGGUCGAGAAAAAUGGAUCCACAAUUUAAAACAAGAAUUUCAUGUAAUCAAAUUGAGCAAUCAACAUUUACAAUGGGAAAUGGCGAACAUUACAGACCAAAUUAAAAGCAGCAUGACUCAAGGAAUUGUAGGACCUCCUGGUCCCAAAGGAGAAAGAGGACUUCCAGGAAGAAAAGGUGACCAAGGAGAUAAAGGUGAAAAAGGAGACAUUGGUUUAACAGGAAUUGAAGGAAACCCGGGAACAAAUGGGAUCGGACUUCCUGGACUCAAAGGAGAACCUGGAGUUCCAGGAAUACAAGGAUAUGCUGGUUCCCCAGGAGAAAAAGGUGAUACAGGAGCCAUGGGACCAAAAGGGACAAAAGGAGAGCAAGGUUUACCAGGUUUAUCUGGAAUAAAUGGUGAAAAGGGAUCAAAAGGGGAUCUUGGGCCUGCUGGACUGAAAGGAGAACCAGGACUGAAAGGAGAAAUGGGGGAGAUGGGAUUUCCCGGCUUACCAGGAUCAAAAGGAGAAGCUGGUAAAAGUGGAAUCAUAGGCCCAAGAGGAUUAACUGGUCUUCCAGGAGAGAAGGGAGAAAAAGGAAAUCAAGGCCUGGAUGGUCUGCCAGGUUUGCAUGGUUCUCCUGGACUACAAGGAGAUAAAGGCACUGCUGGAAAUGUGGGUUCACCAGGACUUCGCGGCCCAAAAGGUGAUCAAGGGGAGACCGGAGCAGCAAGUCAAGUUCCAGGCCCACGAGGACAAAAAGGUGAUCAAGGUCAAAAAGGUAGUAAGGGAGAUAAAGGAUCACCAGGCCCACAAGGUUCUAAAGGUGAAAGGGGCAUCUCAGGAUUCGGUGCUUUCCUGAGACUCAUAGGACAAGACAACCGUGGCCGUGUGGAGAUUCUUCACAAGGGGCAAUGGGGCACCAUCUGUGAUGAUCUUUGGGAUGUGAAUGAUGGCAACGUGGUUUGCCGAAUGCUGGGGUUCAAUCGAGCUGUUAAUACCUUCACUGCAGCUGCAGGAUCUGGACAAAUCUGGCUGGAUGACGUGAACUGUUCAGGAAGUGAACUCUCCAUUUAUUUGUGCAAUAAACGUGAAUGGGGUGAAAACAACUGCAGCCAUAGUGAAGAUGCUGGGGUUGAGUGUGCUUAAGGCAGUUUUGGAGCACAACCUGUAAAAUAAUAUUGAAAUAAGCAUCUCAGCCUUGUCAUGUGGUGUGUAUCUUACUGAUCACUUACUUAAUGCUCACUGUCUUCUGUUGCAUCAAUGUAUUUUUAGGUUCUUCUUUGAUCAAGGCCAAUUUUAAAGAUUUAUUUGAUAUAUCUAGGCUCAUAGAUACACUGAGGAAUGUUUUUAUGUAAAAAUCCCAUAAAUUGUAUCUCUAUUCACCUGGAUGAAGGAUCUAUUGAUGCAUUUGGACUUCCUGCUAAGAAGCACAUGCAGAAGAUACAUACCACACAACACAAUGAAUAUUUGACAAGUUAGAUUUCAUCUUCAAUAAAGUACAAUGGCUUUGCUAGGUACUUCUGUAGAUAAAACAACCAAACUCCACAUCAUUGUUUUAUAAAGCAGCUGGGAUUCCAGGAAACAUUCACAGCCUUUGUCACCUGAAGUAAAACUUUAAAAAAAAAAGAAUGACCAUGUUUCUUUAUCCUGUAUCUUACUUUCGCCCUCUUCCAGGGGUGCCUUUUCUUGAAAUUCCACAUCAGGGUGACAUCAUGUUGUAUCCUGAUUCCAAACUUGUGCAUUGCUCCAGAGAACUCAAAUGCACUGCUCUCCUAUUGUGAGCCUUUGUCUUCCUUCAAGGCUUCCUUUGGGUGUCGGGAGCAGAGUCUAAGACAUUAACAAUAGCACUUAGACUUAUAUACCACUUCAUAGUGUUUUACAGCCCUCUCUAAGUGGUUUAUUGAGUCAGCAAUUGCCCCCAACAAUCUGGGUCCUCCUUUUACUGACCUCAGAAGGAUGGAAGGCUGAGUCAUGAGCCACUCAGGAUUGAAUUCCUGGAGUGAGCAGUGAGUUAGCCUGCAGUACCGAAUUCUAACCAUUGCGCCACCAAUUGCUCUUCACCAACCCACCAGGGCCAACUCGCCACAGCCAACUUGCACAGUCCAUUUGCCACAGGACAACUCACUACAGCCAACUCGCCAUGGAACUACUAGCUGCAGGACAGGAGUUACCCUAAUAUUGAAAUGAUGGCAUAGAAUCAUUAGAGAAAGGAUGCAAAGGGAGGGACAGACUGAAAUGUGAAUGACAGAAAUUAAAAUAAUGUUUUUAUGUAUUUUAAAUGAUUAAAUUGAAUGAUUAAAUUAUCCCGUGGCAAGCUGUCCUGCGGGAAAUUGGCCAUGGCAAGUUGUCCCAUUCCCAUCUGGAGCAAUCCUGCAGUCCAGGGGUGGGUUCUACUUACCUUUACUACUGGUUCGCAACGGGAGUGCACGCACGCACUUCUGCGCAUGCACAGAUCAUCAAUUAUGAUGUCUGGGUGGGUGGGCAGAGCCUCCCGCUACUUUUACUACCAGUUCUAUAGAACCAGACAGAACCGGGAGCAACCCACCACUGCUGCAGUCUCAGUGCUAGGAUCCACCCUGAUGCCCCCCACAAGAAGAACCACCCCUCUCUUCCAUUUUGUGAUGGCAUUCUGAUAACAUGCAACAAGAGAAAUUCCCACAUUACAUAUCUAAAUCUAUUUUUUGUUGUAGAAGAGCAGAUCUGUUGCAGGAGAUCAGGAAUGUAUGUCUUAAAAUACAGAGUUCUAUGUUUUCAGGAAAUAUCUGUGAAAGAGGUUAUCUUCUGGGUGAAUUAUGUGUUCGUAUAAGAAGGCACAAAACCAUGAAUGACUUUGAUGAGAUCUUAGACUUAGAAUUCUAGAAGGUUUACUGCUAUUUGUUUCUUUUUUCCCCCCUUGGCAUUUCCUUAAUAAAAGCCUUGGGCGAUGACAGGCAGGGAUAUCCAAAUUGGCAUACAUCAGUUUCUGAGAUCUGCUCACCCAGAAAUGAAGAAAGAAGAAGAAUGGGUUGUAUUAAAGGAGCAAGAGUGAUGUAUUUUCAAAGAAUUGUUUUAUGUAGCAUUUUAUUAGUUCUUCUAAAAUAUGUCAUUUUAGCCAGUCUUGGCAAAUGUUGACUU